Molecule: messenger RNA, 928 nt
Organism: Sclerotinia trifoliorum
Lineage: Eukaryota; Fungi; Ascomycota; Leotiomycetes; Helotiales; Sclerotiniaceae
Source: the annotation of a GenBank genome assembly
CACGUCAUGUGUGAUACCCCUGGAAACCAUGAACGCGCUUCCCCAUAACCCAAUCGAACCUAUCAAAUAAACCAAUAUCACAUCUGCCAGAUACACUGCAGACCAGUAGUUUUGACCGCUGGUGAGAGAAGCGCAGAUAUAUAUCUCUAUCUGCUCUUCGAAAUAAACACAAAAUUCGAAAAAAUCAAACAUACGAAACUUGCAGCUUAUAGUAUAUCAUCCGCAGACAUGCAAAACACAUUAGAACAUCACAAAACCGAGAUUAGACGUUUGUUCUUCUCAGAACAUUUGACCAUAUCUGCGAUCCAGGAAAUCAUGAGAAAGAAAUACGGCUUCAAUGAAUCGUGAGUAAAAGAAAUCUGUUACGAUCCGAACAUAUACUGACAGUUGAUAGAAUAUCAGCAUACAAGACAAAGCUGGCAGAAUGGAACAUGUUCAUCCCACUCUCAAGCAGCACCAGAAUCGGAAAGCAUCAACAUCUUUUUGGCAACAGAAGGCGACCCGAGCGUCUGUAUGAAAUCCCGAGGGUCAUUCCCCGUUCGGUUCCCUUGACACCUCCAUUGAGCCCUCCAGCCUUGAAGCAUCAAAACGGAAACGUUCGCAUCAAGCAAGAACGUGCCGCUCCUUGCUCCAUAUCUCUGAUCGUCCACUCGGGUGAGAAGAGAUCGAGAGACUCAUUCUAUCAAGAUGAAUAUAUCGUCAUCCUCGCGGAACUCCGUGGAAGACUUGGAGCCGCACUUGGUCGGGAAUCUGGUUGAAACUUUCCUGAGCAAGCAGAGGAUCACCAGGAAAAUUAGCCGGCUUAUACCAAUCCGAGCCAAGUAUCAAGGCAGGAGGAGAUAAGGGGAAUGGUUGCAAGAGGAAAAAGAGCUGCAAGUGGGAAAGGUUAUAGGAGGGACAGGGCGACGAGUCUUUCUUUAAAAAGACU